Messenger RNA from Protobothrops mucrosquamatus (brown spotted pit viper), 641 nucleotides. Its product is annotated as GTPase IMAP family member 1-like. Gene Ontology annotation, molecular function: GTP binding. NCBI's taxonomy places the organism in Eukaryota, Metazoa, Chordata, Lepidosauria, Squamata, Viperidae. The record is from RefSeq and is a predicted model, not a curated record. The transcript has 2 exons. The annotation marks the transcript as partial.
AUGGAGAACGCAAAGAAGUGACGAUGGAAGGGGAGGACAACGAACUCCGGCUAAUCCUGGUGGGGAAGACCGGAGGCGGGAAGAGCGCCACAGGCAACACCAUCCUCGGCCAGUCAGUGUUCAAGUCCAUCCUGCAGCCAAACACCACCACCCUGAAGUGCGAAAGGGGGCAGAGAAUCUGGAAGAACAGGAAGGUCUCCGUGGUCGACACACCCAACAUUUUCGAUUCUGAAAACCACAGUAUGCAACACGAGAUCGAGGCUUGCAUCGAACUCUCCCGGCCUGGCCCCCACGUCCUGAUCUUUGUGACCCAGGUGGGAUGCUUCGCCGCCGAAGAUGUGACAGCUGCAAAGAGUGUCCGGGAUAUCUUUGGGGACGAGUCCGCCAGGUACACGAUCGUCCUCUUCACCUGCAAGGAGGAUUUGAGAGGGGAAUCCCUGCAGGAGUACGUCCGAAAUUCCAAGAACCGCAAUCUGCGGGAGCUGAUCCAGCGGUGCGGGGACCGCUUCUGUGGCUUCAACAACAAGGGCACAGGAGUCGAGUGGCAGGCGCAGGUCUCGGAGCUGAUGGGGACGGUGCAGAGAGUCGUUUCGGAGAACAGGGGAAGACACUACGUCAUCCGGCUGCCCAAGGUGCCCAAG